AAGCUUAAUUAGUGUAUGCUUGUAUAGCGAACGCAAGAGUGUAUUUACACUAAUAUUAUAAAAUGAUCAGUUCAUUAAGAGAUGAGAAAAAAAGGUCCCCAAAAUGCGCAAGAUGUCGUAAUCAUGGAUUCGAUUCUUCUUUGAAAGGACACAAAGGCUACUGCCGUUGGAGAGAUUGCGUGUGUCCAAAAUGUCUGCUAAUCGUAGAAAGGCAAAGAGUGUUAGCAGCACAAGUCGCUCUGAGAAGACAACAGAUGCAAGAUUCAAAACAGAGAUUGACUCCACUUCCACGGGGAGAUAUAUUUCCGGUAGCAAGACCAAAUAUAUCAGAAAAUGAUUACAAUGGAGAAUCAGAGAGUGACGAUAACGUGUCGUUAACCGAUCUUCAAUUCAACGAACGCAAAACGUCGUACAAAAGUGAAACUUAUCAAGGUCACGAAUAUCCAAGAGAUCAUCAUGGUCAAGGAACCCCACCUUAUAUGCACACGCAAAGUUAUGUACCAAUACCAAUGAGAUAUUUUGGCAAAUCGGCAAGUUUAAAAAGAGAUACACCGUUUCAAAGUUUUUCAACAUAUAGACCCAAAGAGUUAUUAGAUCGAAUGACACCUGGGUAUUUGGGGAGAAUAUCUCCUUAUCGCCGGCAACCAUGUUCGCUUAAGUAUUACAACGGAAAAAUAUACCCAGACGAUCGCUGCCACAAAAGUAGUUGGAUGCACCAUAUACCUAAUCAUCCGCAUUCUGUAGAUUAUAUUUUGGAAGAUAAAAAUUUAAACGAAGAAAAACACGAUAUAAAAAGUAAUAACGAGAGUUCUCCCGAAAAAGAAAUUAGAAAAUCACCAAUCAAUAUGUUGUUGCGAUUAUUUCCCCAGCACUCAUCUCCAUUACUUAAAAAUAUACUGUCAGAAUGCAAUGGUGACCCAGUGCAUGCUAUAGAAUGUAUAUUAGACAAAUACCCUUCCGAUAUCACCAAAAACGAACUAAUUUUACAAAUGGGUCGCGCAUCAACCAGUCCAAAUACAAAAGAAAAAACAGACAAUGGAAAACUUCUAGAUGGUAAUAUCGGAAGAAUGCAUUUGAACAAACAGGCAGACGAUCAACUAUCGAACUUAGCAAGAGCCUAUGACAUUCCUAUGAACAUAGAAGAUAACAGACAAACUUUCAGCAAAAUAUAAAAAAUGUAAAUAAUAAAUAAAAAUACUUAUAAUUUUUACUAUAAUAGCAAAAAUAAUUUUUUA
Hydra vulgaris (swiftwater hydra) is the source of this 1235-nucleotide messenger RNA. RefSeq names its product doublesex- and mab-3-related transcription factor A1. Gene Ontology annotation, cellular component: nucleus. NCBI's taxonomy places the organism in Eukaryota, Metazoa, Cnidaria, Hydrozoa, Anthoathecata, Hydridae. Gene Ontology annotation, molecular function: RNA polymerase II cis-regulatory region sequence-specific DNA binding; protein binding; DNA-binding transcription factor activity, RNA polymerase II-specific. Gene Ontology annotation, biological process: regulation of transcription by RNA polymerase II; sex differentiation. The record is from RefSeq and is a predicted model, not a curated record.